This is a messenger RNA of Acanthopagrus latus (yellowfin seabream), 877 nucleotides long. Its product is annotated as granzyme B(G,H)-like. The transcript has 5 exons. The record is from RefSeq and is a predicted model, not a curated record. Gene Ontology annotation, biological process: proteolysis. NCBI's taxonomy places the organism in Eukaryota, Metazoa, Chordata, Actinopteri, Spariformes, Sparidae. Gene Ontology annotation, molecular function: serine-type endopeptidase activity. Bases 37 to 792 code for a protein of 251 amino acids.
ACGACCCAAAAACAACAGGUUGAGUCUCCUGCCUCCAUGAUGCGUGCUCUGCAGAAGUUUCUGCUCUUUCAUGCUCUGACAUGUCUCGGACGGAAUGCACUUGGGAGUGAAAUCAUAGAUGGGCAAAUUGUUCAGCGGUACCAGAUGCUGUAUAUGGCCUCAGUGCAGAACAGAGAUGGACAUGUGUGUGGAGGCUCCCUCAUCAGUGACAACUUUGUCCUCACUGCUGCACACUGUGCUGAUUACGGACUGACAACAGUUGUUUUUGGCACCCACGAUCUCAGAAACACUGGGACAGUGAGAAACAUUGUGCAGAGCUGCAAACACCCUUAUUAUCGGUAUUACUUGGAAGGAAGUGACAUCAUGCUCCUCAAACUGUCUCAGAGUGUUCCAGACAGUGAAACAAUACGACAAAUUCAACUCCCCCCUCCUAACAUGAACCCACAACCCAACCAACUGUGCCAUGUAGCUGGAUGGGGAGUGACCGAAACUGGUAGCGAUGUUAAUGACCUGAGAUUGGUGGGUGUGUCUGUCGUUGACCAGAACGUCUGUAGACAGCAAUGGUAUAACAUUCAUCUUCCUGCCAAUAUCAUCUGUGCAGGUGGAUAUAAAACACUCAGAGGAUUCUGCAAUGGUGAUUCUGGUGGUCCUCUGGUGUGUAACGGGGUGGCUGCUGGUGUCGUAUCUUUUGGAAAUCAUGGUUGUAGAGACCCAAGAUUUCCCAAUGUCUACACAGACGUCUCCAAGUUCCUUCCCUGGAUCAACCAGAUUGUCAGUCAAAAUGGUUGUUAAAUGCAACAACCUUACACAAAGCUUUGCUUCAACAUACCUUCAUUGUAUUUAGGAUGUGUAGUUAUGUCUAAGUCGCUCUGUCAGU